AUGACAGCGCAUCACACCAAAGAACAGAAGGAGCUGCUCAAACAGAAGGGUGUUUACCCCUACGAAUACAUGGAUAGUUUCAACAAACUCGGAAAAGCGUCACUUCCGCCAAAGAUCAAAUUAUUCAGCAAGCUGAACGACGAAGACAUCAGCGAUGCAGAUUACGAAAGGGCGCAAAGCGUGUGGAAGACCUUCAAUAUGCAAACUAUGAGGGACUACCACGACCUCUAUCUAAAAACGGACGUCCUCCUUCUGGCAGACGUGAUGGAAAAUUUUAGAAAGGUUUGUAAGACCAACUACGGACUGGAUCCGUUGUGGUACUACACAGCACCCGGACUCGCCUGGGACGCCGCGCUAAAGCUGACGGAAGUGGAACUGGAGCUUAUCUCCGAUCCGGAUAUGUACCUAUUUAUCGACAAGGGUAUUCGAGGUGGAAUCAGUACCAUCACCAAAAGGUAUGCUAAAGCAAACAAUAAGUAUAUCGGACUCCCAAAAAUACCAGAAAGCGUCGUUGAAUGCCUAAAAAAGUUGUACGUCACCAUUCGGAAGGAUCCUAAAGACUUGAACGAAAAGCUGGAUGCCCUUGAGGUCGAAGUGGAGGAUAUUAUGAAAAACCACGACGAUGCGAACGUAGAAUUCGUCAAUCGGUACCUGAACAAAAACCUUACAAAAUGGGUGAAAGGUAUUAGUCGUAACGGCGAAGAGCAAUCUAUAUACCUACCCUAUAUGGAUGCGAACAACCUGUACGGUUGGGCGAUGAGUUGCCCCCUACCCGUCAGAGACUUCAAAUGGAUGAGUGGUGAGGAGCUGGAAAAGUGGAGGAACUAUGGUUGCAUCCUCGAAGUGGAUCUGGAGUACCCCGAGGAAUUACACAACAAGCACAACGAAUACCCCCUGCGCCGGAAAGAAUGAGGGUCAACAAGGUGGACAAGCUGAUACCAAAUCUCAAUAAGGAAAAGUACGUCGUCUACCAUGAGACACUAAAAUUAUACCUAAGUCUAGGGUACACCGGGGGGUAAAAUUCGUCGAAGAGCCAUGGUUGAAAAAAUAUAUCCAACUCAAUACGGACCUGCGUACCAAAGGUACUACGGACUUCGAGAAGGAUUUCUUCAAGCUCAUGAACAACUCAGUAUUCGGGAAGACGAUGGAAAACGUCAGGAAUAGGGUCGACAUCAUGCUCGUCAACGACGAGAAGAAAUGGAACAAGCUGGUCCAAAAGCAUAACUUCAAAUCCGCAACCAUCUUCUCCGAAAACCUUGUGGCAGUUCACAUGGAAAGGACAUCCGUAAAAUUAACCAAACCCAUCUACCUAGGAAUGUACGACUUUCACUACAACUACAUCAAACCGAAAUACGGAGAAGACGCAAAACUCGAUCCUAUUUACGGACACGGACUCCUUGUGCUACGAAAUCAAAACCGAGGACUUCUUCAAGGACAUCUCCAACGACAUCCACAAAAGGUUCGACACCAGCAACCUAGGCAAAAGCCAUCCAUCCGGAAUUCCGACAGGCGUAAACAAGAAGGUCAUCGGGAUGAUGAAGCUGGAAACGGGCGCAAAGCAGAUCGAAGAGUUCGUAGGAUUAAGGUCAAAACUAUACGCCUACAAAAUGGCGGAAGACGGGGAUGAGGAGAAAAAGUGUAAGGGUUAAGAAAACGGUUAUCAAAAAGGAGAUAACAUUCGACAACUACAAGGAAUGCCUCUUCAGCGGCAAAAGACAAUGGAGGGGAAUGAAUGUCUUCAGAAGUAGGCUGCUUGAAAUAUAUACGGAAAGGGUUGUUAAGGUAGCCCUAUUGACAAACGACGAUAAGAGAGUGGUCAUUAAGGACGGAAUAAACACAACGGCAAUCGGACAUAUGGAUCUGAGACAGUAAGAGUCCAAACGAACCAAUUUCAAUAUUCGAAGGAACAUUAAAAUUCUAACGGGUCUAUAGAAGCCUCUUCCGAGGUUCCACCACCCUCUCGCUCAAAUACUUCGCCUCCUGAAGAUUUACCUGAAUGGAAACCAUAUUUCCGGAUAGGUAUAUGCUCCAAACCCUAAUCAAAGCAUCCAAGUAGAAGUGACCGUCCCUCUGCUCCAUCGGAUUCAUGUCUCCACCUCCGUCCGCCCUAAACAUCACCGUCUUCUGGUCGAUCUUCGCAUACAAAACCGGUUGCUUUCCGUUCCGAUAGAAACAUCUCAUCACAUUGGUAUUUGGUUUUCCGACGGCCGCAGCACACUUUUUCUCCACCGUUUCCAGAGCUGAUAUAAAUUCCGUAUGUGCUCCGACUGCUAAAGGAAAGGUAUAGUUGUCCUUUCCGAACUUGUUGUCUUUGUUGAUCCCAUAGGCUAGGCAGUUUUCCAGCUUGAGUAGAAGAGGUCCACCGUCUUCCGCCACGAGUCCGAUCUUUCCAGACCCGAACCUGUUAUUCCUGAUGGAAUCCUCAAAUACGAACGAAUUUUCGGAGAAGUCUGAUACUCUGGUAAUAGACAUAGUGUCUUUUAUUAUAUGGAAAAAUUUUUACCUUCGGGCUAAACCUAAAGUCGAUUCUGUUUUUUCCAAACCCAAAAGGUUUGAAAGUAACAAUCAUGACUGGUCGGUCCGGGGACCUACGGAUGAGGUCCUCUUUAUUAUACAGAAAAACUGACUUUCGUACCAUUUUUCUUUGGCUUUGGCUAACUUUUCCAACGCUUUGUUAUGUCUUUUCAUUUCGUCUUCGUAUCCGCCAUGGUUUAAUUUGCUGAACAGAAAUCCGGCUCCGGCGAAUGCUACGGCGUUGAAUAAUCCUCCAACUACAACACUUGUCAUCUCCUUUUAUUAUAGUGGUUUACUUGAAUGGAUCAUCCGGUACUAGUUUUUUGAAUUGUAAAUAG
Molecule: messenger RNA, 2852 nt
Organism: Paramuricea clavata
Lineage: Eukaryota; Metazoa; Cnidaria; Anthozoa; Malacalcyonacea; Plexauridae
Source: the annotation of a GenBank genome assembly